AUGUCUCCUAAACCUCUCAUCACCCAACUCUACUCGGCAGACCCUUCUGCGCAUGUCUUCAACAACAAGAUCUACAUCUACCCUUCCCAUGACCGCGAAACAGAUAUCGAAUUCAACGAUAAUGGUGACCAAUAUGACAUGGUCGACUACCAUGUAUUUUCAAUGGACUCAGCAGACGGCCCAGUCACGGAUCAUGGAGUUGUCCUCUCAGUAGAGGAUGUUCCGUGGGUCUCGAAACAGAUGUGGGCCCCAGACGCUGCUGAGAAAAACGGCAAAUACUACCUAUACUUCCCUGCCCGCGACAAGUCAGGCAUUUUUCGUAUCGGCGUUGCAGUCGCAAAUGCGCCAGAGGGUCCAUUUGUUCCCGAGGAAUCAUAUAUCCCAGGGAGUUAUAGCAUCGAUCCCGCGUCUUUUGUUGACGAGGAUGGGAAGGCAUAUCUGUACUUCGGAGGAAUCUGGGGUGGUCAGCUGCAGUGCUGGUCAAAGGGCAAUGGAGAGAGUAGUCCCCACGAUGUGAAUGGACUGGUCUUUGAUGCUUCAAAGUCUGGUCCACAGGAGCCAUCUGGCGAUGGUGUUCCUGCUCUUUCUCCUCGUGUGGCCCAGUUAUCAGAUGAUAUGCUCUCAUUCUCAGCACCGCCGCACGAUCUUCAGAUCCUAGCUCCUGAGUCUGGCGAGCCCAUUGCAGCGGAUGAUCAUGAGAGGCGAUUCUUUGAAGCUGCUUGGAUGCAUCGCUACAAUGGGACGUACUAUUUCUCUUACUCUACUGGUGAUACUCAUUACCUGGCGUAUGCUACUGGUUCCUCGCCCUUGGGUCCAUUCACCUAUCAGGGACGGAUUCUGGAGCCUGUGUUGGGCUGGACCACUCAUCAUUCUAUUGUUGAGUUUCAAGGAAAGUGGUUUUUGUUUUAUCACGAUUGUGAGUUAUCUGAUGGGGUUGAUCAUCUGAGAUCUGUCAAAAUGAGGGAAAUCGUGUAUGAUGAAGAGGGCAGAAUUCAUUUGGCUUGA
Messenger RNA from Penicillium malachiteum, 1005 nucleotides. Its product is annotated as glycoside hydrolase family 43 protein. The coding region runs from base 1 to 1005 and encodes 334 amino acids. The record is from RefSeq and is a predicted model, not a curated record. Lineage: Eukaryota; Fungi; Ascomycota; Eurotiomycetes; Eurotiales; Aspergillaceae. The transcript has a single exon. Gene Ontology annotation, molecular function: hydrolase activity, hydrolyzing O-glycosyl compounds. Gene Ontology annotation, biological process: carbohydrate metabolic process.